GGAUAUAUGUAUAUUAGUACUAAUAACAAUAAUUUCAACGGUGUAAAAAAUAACGUUAGUCUCAACUUUGAACAUGAAAGCAGUAAUACAACGUGUGACAAAAGCUAGUGUUUCAGAUAAUACAUUAACUGAUGCAUAAAAAUUACUUAUAUUUUUAUAUCUACAUAUAUACAAAUUACUACAGGUUUUUAUUUUAUAAUAAAUCUAUAACUACCGUUUUUAUUUCAGCGAUAAAUGUUAUCGUAUAAAGGUAUAAACGUAUGUAUCAUCCAGAAUAAAAGAUCGUUUAAAAGAUUCGGAAUAUUAACUUUGUUUACUAUACUCGUUUGAACUGAAAUAUUUAAUUAUUAAUUUAUUAAUUUCUUAUUGAGACACAAUGGAGAACGAGGAAAAAAUGGAUAAAAAGUCAAUAAUUGUAGAAAGUGAAAAAGAUAAAUCUGUCGUUUCUUCACAAACAGAAAAGAUGGGAAAUACAAAGAAUGUGCAGUCUCAAAAAUCUGAUACUACAAACACUGGAAAUGAUGAAUUAAUUCAUUCGCGACAAUCGCGCGAAGUUCAAACGGAUAUCGCGUAUACAGAAACAGUAGGAAAAUUAAAAAAUCGGCUAGAUACAUUGAUGAAUUCUUUAGCUACUCUUUCAGCAGAAAAAUCUAAAAUGGAAGCAAGUUUUCAACAGGAUAAGAAGCAGUUGAGAAACGAACGAGACGAAUGUGAAAAAAUAAUCAAGGAUCUGAAAGAAAAAUUAAACAAAGUGCAAACUACGAAUUAUUCUGAAAUCGAGCAUGUGAAAUGUAAAUUAAUUAUGGAACGUCACGAGAGGGAAAGAGAGCAAGCUGAUCAUGCAAAAAUGAUAAAAGAACUACAAAAAUUAUUACAUGAUGAACGACGAAACAAAGAACAACUUGAAGCACAAGUAAAAAGUCAGUUUGCACAUAAGACACAAUGUAAAAUACUUGAAGCUGAAUUAGAAAUAGCUAGAAAUAAGCUUAAACAAGCAGAAGAAGCAGCUAAAGAAACACCCCCGAUUCUACUAUCACUCCAAUCUGAAAUGGCUCUAAUGAAGAAACAACAUUUAAAUGCAAUACAUGAAGAACAAAAAAGAGCUGCUGCUGCAGAACAGCAAGCUAGAGCAUUAGCAAUGACUCAUGAAGCAAGAGUAGCUGGUCUAGAAGCAAGACUAGCUGAACUUUCAGAAAUUGUUGGAGGAUAUGAUAGACUCAGACAGCAAGAUCAACAAGCCAUACAGAAACUGAAAGACCAACUAAUUAAUUUACAAGACUCUGAACAUGAGUAUAUUACAUUAAAUAAUGAACCUGAAGAGAUCAUUUCUAGAAUAAAAAACCUGUAUACCAAAUUGUUAGAUUUAGAUAAUAAAAAAAGCGAAUCAGCACAUGUUAAAUCAUUAUUACAUAGCUUAGAUUUAUAUGAUAAACAACAAGUUAUUGAUUAUAAAGAAAAGUAUGAAAUUUUGUUACAAGAAUUCGAAGAUUAUAAACAGCAAAUGAAGUAUAGUAAUGUUGGAAACAUAUCAUAUAAUAUUCAGAGUCAAAAUAUUGCAUCAUCUUAUGAUAAAAAUAGCAAAACGCAAUUACAUAUUUUAAAAGCACAUAAUAAUAAUCUAGAAGAACGAAUACGUGUUUUAAGUAACGAAAUUGUGAAUAAGGAAAGGGAAUUGAAGUUAAAAUUGGAGCAUCAGGAAAAGUCAUCUCAAGAAGAACAUGGAAAAUUGAGACAUUUGUUAUUACAAAAGGACAAUGAAUUUCGUAAUAAAAUAUCUACGUUAGAGCAACAAUUAUUACGUCAACGAGAACGAUCGAUGGCUCUUAUCGAAGAAAAGGAUAAAGAAAUUUUAACUUUAAAAACAUCUUUUCACGCAUUAUUACCCAAAAAGGAAAAUACCGCAGAAAGGAAGCUAAAUGCAUCAAAAUGUGAAAAUGGAACAGAGCCUAUUACCGAUUUAGUAACAGGAUUAUUGACAAAUGACAGUCCUCCAAUAUUGCAUUACAGUCAAGAGUUAGCAAGAAAAGAGGUGCAAGUAUCAGCAUCUAGAAAAAAAGUUUUAGAGUUAGAAGCAACAUUACGGGAAAAACAAAGAGAAGUCAUAUAUAUAAAGGAGAAACAGAAAGAAAAUAUAAAAGCUUUGCAAGCUCAGAUUGCGAGGCUCGAAGCUUGCAAGUCUAGGGAAGGUGCAAAUCUUGAAUAUUUGAAAAAUGUUUUUAUAAAUUAUUUAACUACAAGCGAUGUUUCUAGUAAACGUCAUAUGCUAAAUGCAAUUUCUACAGUAUUACGUUUUACUGCGGAAGAAUUAAAUAAGGCUCAGAAUGUCGGCGAUUGUCAACACAGAUUACAACAUUUUAUUUAAUAACACUUGUUCGAUAAUUUUAAUUAUUAAUCAGACAUCGGUAUAUAAUAUAUAUGAUUCUUUAAUAUAUAUAUUUCGUGAAGAAUAUUUCUUGCGAAUAAUUAUUUAUCUUAUUUAUCUGCUUUCUGAAAAUUUGUAAUCGGUAACCUGCUAAGAUCCUUCCUUCUUUUUUUUUCUUUCUUAUAUGCUUACUCUUUCUUUACAUAUAUGAUAAUGUUAGCAAUAGUAAUGUACAGAGGCCCUUAAAUAACAUUUCCCCGAGAAAAGUGUAUAUUUUCGUGUAAACGUUGGAACAGUAUCUGUCUUCUUUGAUCGAAAAAUAUCUUUUGCGUUAUAAUGUUCAAAUUUACUCGAAGAAGGAAAAAGCCAAUUCUUAAGUUCUUUCGUGUUAAUGAAGGAUUUCAUCCUAUUGGAUUAGACAGAUUAUUUCCUGUAUUAGCUGCAAGUGUCCUUUCUUUCUUUCUUCCUUCAUCUUUUUUAAUCUCUUUUUCUUUUAUACAACAAUAAUAUCAUACCUAUUAUAUAAUAUUUAUAGUGAUAAUAUAAAUAUUAUAGCAUUGGUAUACAUUAUCUUACAACUUGUAUUAAAGUUAUAAUAAAUCUAAAUCUAAAUCUAAAUCUGACGCAUGAGUCACUUUUUCUUCUCCCCUUUUUCUUACUUUUUUCUUUUUCUUUUUUCUCUCUUUUUGCCGGUACUAUCCUGUAAGAAAUCAAAUGUUCUCUAUCGAUGUUUAACCCUACUAUAAUCUUAGUCGUUAACGCGUUUUUAUGCAAAGCAUUUAAAAGCAAGAGAGUAGAAUACAGUCUAUCAAUGCUGCUGCGGCAUUGUUAGAUCGCGUGCAAGGAAACAAAUUUUUUUCAUUUAAGCACGAUAUAUAAUUUUUCGACAAUACAAUGUCAGACUGUACAUCGACGUUGCUCUUUUUCUUCUUUUUUGUCAUUUGCGUUCACUUUUCGUUUUUAAAACAAAUACAGCAAAUUUUCAUAUCUAAUAAAAAUAUUUUACUCUUUGACAUUGUAGGUCGGUCAUCCCAUAAAUAAUGCGAUUUUUCUGACAGUUAAGUUUAAAGCGAUGGAAGUUGUCGUUACGUGGUUAAGAAUUUUAUGAAAAGAGAAUAGAAAAGUUCAAGUAGAAAGAUAUCUACUACGACAACGAUUAUAUAACAGAAAUAAAAGAGGCUAUAUUACUGAUUGACCAAAUAUAUUGGCAGAAAAUUACAUUAUUUACGGGAUGUGUUAAUAUAAUUGUUUGCGAUGCUAGUCGACUUUUCUUCAAGUUUUCAGAGAUGUACGUACGGAAAGCAAUACAAAACACUUUACGUGUAUAAAAAGCCAGUGUUUAUGUUUAUUCGUGUUGUUCUUGUACGGUUAAUAGAGGAUACCGCAGACAGUGAACGUUUUAUCGUCGAUUCGUAAUUCGGUUUGUAUCGCUGAACAAAAUGAGAUUCAGUCUCGGUUGCUUUAAAUACAGCAAUAUAUACUUGGAAAUAUCAUCGCCAAAAUGAACUUACGAAUUCUUCGAAGAAGCAUGAAUGCCAUAAAUAUAUAAAUGACAUUUUUUGUACAUCUUAGAACGAUGUAACGUUGCACAAUAUGUUACGCAUAAGUAAUAAAUAUUCCUAGAUUUAAAGACAUCUUUAUAUCUUUUCUUGCGCUAAAAAUGAAUCGUGUCGAAAGUCAUGGAUCCCUUUACUACCUUUUCAUAAGGGAUAUUCAUGUUAGAUUAUCUUGGAAAAAAAUGAAUAAACAGUUUCCACGAAACGACCAUGUUAAAAAAGGAAGAAAAAAAAAAAAAAAGAAAAUUUGUCCGUGUUUUACUAUUCUUCUUAAGAAUAAACUAUCGUUUUAAAUGAAACAUAGGGACGUGUUCCUCUUUGAAAAGUGAAGAAUUUGCAAAUAAUUACACUCGUUUGUGAAAAUAAUAACAUUAACCGAUUCAUUAACGAGACGAUACAACCGACUGCGCUUUCUGAAGUUUCACGGUAGCUAUUAGUUCUUGCGUACUAUGCCCGAUUUCAAUUUCCUUUAUUCUUGUAAACAGGACAUUAUACAGACUAUAGACAAGUUGGAAAAUUUUGUAGUGAAGUGAAAAUAGGAAAUUUCGUUUGUUAAAUAUUCAACGCUGUUGUCAAUAAGCUAUUCAUAUUUCUAGAAAAAUGAUAUUGUUUAUUCACGCAAUUCUUUUGAAACUAUUAUGGAUACCAUAAUUCGUUAAAUGAUCAAAAGAAGAAAAAGGAAUGGCAACCAACUGUUGUUCGCGCUGAUUCGUUAUUCCUUUAGUGUUAAAUACGCGUAUAUACAAUAUACAUACGUAUCUUUUUAAAGGAUAUUCUCGUCAAAGACGUGUGUAUAUCUUUUCAAAAGCUCGCCGCCACGUAAAUACAUGUCCGUCGCAAAUGUUACACUGCAAAUUCUGUCUUACUUUCUUCUUACACUAACGUCUCAUAUCGUCCAUAUCGUUCUUCAGGAAAUGUAACAUAUUUGUAACACAAAAUGUGGCCAUACUGGCAAAUUUGGUCCAACACGUACGUGGUUCUCGUAUAAGGGCAUCGGAGUUAAAAUCUGCCAAUCGCGUCCAGAUCGUUUGCAUACUCUUUGUUCAUAUAUUUACAAUUCACGAAUCUUAUGUAUACCUUUUAGUAUACAGGAUCCUAUUGAGAAUUGAAAGAAAAAAUUUCUUGUAUAAAAAUUAAUUAGAAAUAUGAAACAUAAAAUAUUGUGGAAUUUUGUUCAAUUUAAGUUUACAUUUUGAAACAAUUUGUAUAGGAUGUACAAAAGGUAAGUUUGAAAAAUACCAUAGCGACAUUCCACACUUUUGGACCGGUGGAGAUUCGAAAAAAAAAAAUUCCUACAGAAUUGAACUUAACGUUGAAGUUCAAGAUUAAUUUUUUUCUAUUCCAUCGUAUUCUACUCGUCACGAGGAUUAAACGCCUCAGGGGAACCACGAGUCGCACUCGGUUGUUCUCUUGGAGAAAAUUAUUAAAGUUUUAUUAUUAAUUCCAUAUAUGUACGCGUGUAUGUAUAUACGUAUGUAUAUACAUCGUGUACCGAAAAUUGUGGUACAAGCCAAGAGGCGGAGAUUCACCACGCAAAGGUAAGUCGAAAAUGUAGAAUGGUGAUUGUUGAUGCAAGGCUACGUUUUCGAGAGAAACCAACUAUGAAAUUUCAUCAUGUGCACUUGAAAAGCAACGAGAAUGAAGUAGAUGCAGCUUCAUAGCUGAUUUUCUCGAAAACGAAGCCUCGUAUCAAAAAUUGUCACUUUACCCGUGAUACUCUGUACCACGAUCUUCGGUACAUCCUAUAUAAAACUGAUAUUACUCAUAAUAUAUUUGCAUCUUGCGAUCAGGCAGACUUUACAUAGCGCGCUGUUGACGAAGCCGCUGUCAAUUGUUCUUUAGCACGUGAAACAACAGAUCGACAAUCGGCAAAGGAUAAUGAAAGAUCACUACGGUUCAGAAGUUCCAGGUCGUCGUGAUUUCGUACGAUUGGAUCAAUUCAGUGGAUUAUUUUAGUUCAGGUGAACGGAUUAUAUCCGUUGAACAAUGAAUUAAAAUAUCGAAUUGAAUAUCGUCUAGAAUCAAUGCGUAAUCUUAGGGAGAAACUUGGCCGAAAUGUAGAAAUGCGAGUCCGGCGCUGUUUAAACAACGUGCUAAACUGAUGGCCAUACGAAAGUUAGCACGGCUAUUAUGCAGAUUCGAAAAGGAAGAAAGAAAGAAAGAUAUCUGCGUGCGACGGUAGAUGCCAUUUAUCAUGUAUUUGAUUAUGAAACGUAAAUAUAUUAUAAAUAAAAUCAGUUAUAUAUAUAUAUAUAUAUAUACACAUAUUGAUGCUCGUUGAUUGUUAAGACGUUUGAUCCUCCUGAUGAGUAGAAUAUGAUGCAAUAACAAAAUUUGACUUUGAAUUUCAAGCUCAAGGUGAAUUUUGCACGAACUUUUUUUUAGAAAUCUCCGCCGAUCCAAACGUGUGGAAUCCCACUAUGAUGGCUUUUACACUUACUUUUUACACACUCUUUACAUGACAAGCGCAUUUUACUUUCUUUAUACUUCUGUAAAUUAAUGAAAUAGAUACAAACGGUAAAUUGAUAAUGGUAUUCGUUGUCGAUUCUUGCAAUUUUCAAAUACUACUUAGUAUUGUUAAAUAUAGGAAUUGAUCAACUUUAAGUAUAAUUAAGAUUUAAAACACCAUAUGUAUAAAUAUGCAUAAAUAUGCAUAAUGCAACUGUUCCCUAUAAUUGAUUUAAUAUAACUUAUUUAAAAUUUGUUAUUUGUUUAUUACUUAGAAUUAUUUAACAUUUCUUUCAUGAUUUCAAUCAUAAAUCAUAAAUUUGAAUGCACUCUUAAAACUUAUA
Bombus pyrosoma is the source of this 6710-nucleotide messenger RNA. It is a transcript of the gene GCC88, whose product is annotated as D-aminoacyl-tRNA deacylase 1-like. The coding region runs from base 377 to 2362 and encodes 661 amino acids. Gene Ontology annotation, biological process: tRNA metabolic process. The transcript has 11 exons. Lineage: Eukaryota; Metazoa; Arthropoda; Insecta; Hymenoptera; Apidae. Gene Ontology annotation, cellular component: cytoplasm; Golgi apparatus. The record is from RefSeq and is a predicted model, not a curated record. Gene Ontology annotation, molecular function: D-tyrosyl-tRNA(Tyr) deacylase activity.